Molecule: messenger RNA, 2457 nt
Organism: Archocentrus centrarchus (flier cichlid)
Lineage: Eukaryota; Metazoa; Chordata; Actinopteri; Cichliformes; Cichlidae
Gene: fez1
Product: fasciculation and elongation protein zeta 1 (zygin I)
Exons: 9
Coding region: 323-1459 (378 amino acids)
Cellular component (GO): axon; cytoplasm
Source: RefSeq, a predicted model, not a curated record
UCCGAGCGAGCUGGGCUGGCUGCCUAUUGAUUGGAAAACAACGGGCUGUAGGAGGACAGAUAAGGGUGGCUGUGGGCUAACGGGUGAGGGAAGGGAUACAGACCAAAGCUCACACCACACUGCCAUCUUUACCUCACUGAUUUCUCCUCUCUCUCUGUCUUUUUACCCCGGAAUGAAUGUGACUACUGCUGCUCAUCACUGGGUUUUGCUGUGAAGGGAGGUGCCAGUUCUCCUCUGAGAAGAUCCUGCCUACACACCAAGCCAGAACAAGAAACGGCUCCUCUGACUGCAGGACUCACACAUUAACUCAACAGGGGACACUAUGGAAGCCCCUCUUGUGUGCUUAGAUGAGGAGUUUGAGGACCUCCGGCCCUGUAGGAUGGAUGAGAUGGACCAAAGCCUUGUCAACCACUCCUCCUACUCCACCACUACCACCACCACCACUGUCCCCCUGGCCUCCAUCACCCGUGAGGACUUCUCCGAACUGGAAAACUUCUCUGAGAUGAUGAGCUUCAAGUCAAUGGAGGACCUAGUGAACGAGUUUGAUGAGAAGCUCAACGUGUGCUUCCACAAUUACAACACCAAGACGGAGGGCCUGGCACCUAUACGCAACCAGUCACACAACCAGGAGGAUGAGGAGCGACUGCAAGAUGAAGAUGUGUGGGAUGCUCUAACUGACAACUACAUCUCCACCUGGGACGGCACUGGCUCAGAAGGACUCAACGGCAAUAUUUCUGACCAGGAGGUCAUUGAGGAGAUAGUUGAAAUGAUGGAGAAUUCUCCAGAUCCUGGUGAAACUGAGGAGGAGGAUGAAGAAGAGGUCAGUCACUGCUCCACCAGGACCAGUUCGUCCCUGCUAGAGGAGAUCAGGCAGCUGUCACAGGCUUCAAACAACAACUGCUCCUAUGAGGGCCUGAGCCUGAUGCCCAGCUCAGCACUUGUUGAACUGCUGCACCGGGUGGAAGUCGCCAUCCGUGAGUACUCAGAGGAGCUUGUCAGCCAGCUGGCUCGUCGUGAUGAGCUGGAGUUUGAGAAGGAGGUGAAGAACACAUUCAUCACAGCACUAAUGGAAGUGCAGAACAGGCAGAAGGAGCAACGAGACAGCAGCAAACGCAGACGUCGGGACAAGGCCCUGAGCCUGCAGGCGGGAGGGACGGGGCCUGUGAACGGAGGCAGCCCCAGCUCCACAGGCCAGAAGACGGGGACCAUGCUCGUCAAGCGUUUCAGCAUGGAGGGGCUUUCCAACAUUCUGCAGACAGGCAUCAGACAGACAUUUGGAAGCACAGGGAAUGACAAGCAGUACCUAAACACGGUUAUUCCGUAUGAGAAGAAAAGCACCCCUCCAUCUGUGGAAGACCUGCAAAUGCUCACAAAAAUACUCUAUGCCAUAAAGGAGGACAGUGAGAAGGUGCCUACACUGCUGACUGACUACAUAUUAAAAGUCUUGUGUCCAACCUAAAGCACCACCAAGCCAGAGCUAACAGUAGGAUGGAAAACUCCUUCUCCAAGGGCAUUUCUAACCUUACGCUCCUCUGGUUCAAGCUGCAUGACCUCCCCUCUUUUACCAUUAUCAACCAUGGAUCCUCACCAUCAACAUUAUCGUAUUCACCUCAACUAUGACUACUGCCUUUCGCUGAGCUCACUUCCUCCCUUCCCUGCACAUCAAGCUCAGGCCACAAAAUGACGUCCCUCCGAAUAACAAGUGGAACGGCUGAUUCCCACUUUAACAGACUUCACUAAUGGAGCAUGACAUGCUAUUAAUGAUCACGACACCACUUUGGUGCAGUGAUACAGAGUUAUCGCUGCUUUCUUUUCCUUCAUUAUUUUACUGUGUUUUCUUUUAUUUGUAUUUAACAGACUUUCAUUGUUUCCAGGUUUUUGACUCUUAUUCAUAAUCUGACCUCUUAACCAACGAUGGUUUUGUUCACUGAUUCAUAAGGACUACACUGUCAGACAAAUUAAAUGGCAUACUGCAUCCACACACACCUCCUUGUAUGGUUUCUGAUGAAAAAUGAUUCAUUUGAAUACAAAAGCCAUGCACCUUUAUCUGCCAACUUAGCACUGUAACUGCAUGUGAAUAAAAGGAAACACAAUACUAUUACAGGUGCAGUGCAGUGCAGUGCAUUACAAAGCUUGUUUCUUUACUUUUUCUUUCACUAAUUAUCCAGUGCUCUUCUGACUUUUUCUAAUUUCUUUUUAUGUGUAUCUAAAUAUUUGAUAUGAACUCUGUUUAUUUUGUACUUUUAUUUACUGUGUCAUCAGAGUGACAGGCAUCUGUGCAUUCCACCCUGUUCAGCUCCAUGGAGGCAUAUCACUAAAUUUCCUUGGAUAUCAUCCCUGAUGAAAGAAGCUCAUUUCAAUAAACGUGUGCAUAUUAGCAUAUUUAUGACUUCCUUUGUGUCAUGUAGGUGAAUGUUACAUCGCUAAUUGCAAAUUCUAAUAAACAUUGUACCCUAA